GUAAUGGGUUAAAUAAAUAUGGAAGCUCUGCUCAGACUACUUCACUGCUCGAUGACUCAACAUACUCUCUUCUUCGUCGUCGUCGUCUUCUUUUCUUCUUCUUCUUCAGUUUCUGAUUCUAGCUUUCUUCCCUUAAUAGGGUUUCCAUUCUCAGACUCGAGCAUCUCUCUCUGGUUUUCUCUGUCUAUUUGCCGAGAAACAAACGGAAAAUGUACCUUACAGUUUCUGACUUGUGGACGGUGAAUCUUUGGACAAUUUGAGACUGACAAAAAGAUACAAAGAACUCAAAGACCUUAAUCUCAUUAAAACUCUUGGUUUCUUGCUGAAUUUUUUUUAAAUUGGAGAUGGAGAGAUCUAGAUCUAAGAGGAAUUACUACUACGACCAUCAGAACUAUGAUAAUGAAACCACCAUGGGCAGGACCAAACCUAGGUACAACAAUCACCAGUACAACCCUAAUAACCACCGUCACCGCGGCAGUAGCGCCACCGUCAACAACAACCGCCAAGCAAAGCAGCAACAGGACCCGUCUUUGAUGGUAACCACUACCUACCGCAUUCUUUGUCAUGAUAUGAAAGCCGGUGGUGUAAUCGGCAAGUCUGGAAGUAUAAUCAAGUCCAUUAGACAACACACUGGCGCGUGGAUCAACGUGCACGAGCUGAUCCCCGGAGAUGAGGAGAGAAUCAUCGAGAUAUCCGAUACUAGGCGGCGAGACCCGGAGGGACGAAUGCCUGCAUUCUCGCCGGCUCAGGAGGCGUUGUUCUUGAUACAUGAAAGGAUUCUUGAAAGUGAUGCUCAGUUUGGUGUGAACGGCGGCGGUUAUGGGAAUGAAGAGGAGGAUCAUGGGGGUAGAGGAAACAGAGUGGCUACAAGGUUGGUAGUAUCGAGAAUGCAUGUGGGUUGUUUAUUGGGUAAAGGAGGGAAGAUAAUUGAGCAAAUGAGGAUUGAGACAAAGACCCAGAUUAGGAUUUUGCCGAGAGAUCAUACCUUGCCUCGCUGCGUUUCCAUGUCUGAGGAGAUUGUUCAGGUUGUAGGUGAUGCUAAUGGAGUGAAAAAUGCUAUAGGGAUUAUUUCAUCGCGCUUGAGGGAGAGUCAGCAUCGUGAUCGAAGUCAGGGAAAUUUCCAUGGGAGAUUACACUCACCAGAUCGAUUUUUCCCUGAUGAUGAUUAUGUUCCUCACACGAAUAACACAGCACGACGUUCAUCUGUAGAUGGGCCUUCAUUUGGAUCACGAGCAUCUGCCACAAAUUACAGAAGCAGCAACUAUUCUUCCCGACAAUCUGGCUACACAGUUGAUGGUGGGGCUACCAUGGCUGACAGUGCACAGACCUUUUAUGGUGAGGACCUUGUGUUUAGAAUGCUUUGCCCUACUGACAAGGUUGAUAAAGUUGUUGGAGAGACGGAUGGCAUUGUAGAUUUGCUUCAAAAUGAAAUCGGUGUAGAUAUAAAGGUUUCUGAUCCAGUAUCUGGGUCAGAUGAGCAAAUUAUCAUCAUUUCAUCCGAAGAGGGCCCUGAUGAUGAGCUAUUUCCAGCUCAGGAGGCAUUGUUGCAUAUUCAAACUCGUAUUGUUGAUCUUGUUCCAGAUGAAGACAAUAUAAUAAAAACCAAGUUACUUGUCUCUGCCAGUGAAAUUGAAUGUUUUGAGGGAAGAGAUGGAGCAUUAUCUGAGAUGGAGAGAUUAACUGGUGCAAGAAUACAGAUCCUACCAAGGGAUAAACAUCCUGCUUGUGUAUCAGGGGCUGAUGAGCUAGUACAGAUUGAAGGGGAAAUAAAAGCAGCACGAGAUGCACUUGUAGAAGUGACAUCAAGGCUAAGGAGUUACUUAUACAAGGAGUUCUUUCAGAAGGAUACACCUCCGCCUUCUGCACUAAGAAUGGAGUCAGCUUCUCCCAAUAAUGCAACCCCAGCUCGUGAUGGUCAUAGUGGAGGUGAACCUCCAGCUGCAGCACAACAAUCAAAGGAUGCUGGUGGAUCUGGCACUGAAAAAGUGAAGCAGAAUGACACUGAGCGCCAUGAAGAGGUUCCAACUACAAUAAAUAGAAUACCCAAACCACUUGUCACUAAGAGUACACUCGAGAUUGUCAUACCGGACCAUGCAGUUCCCAAGCUUGUAACAAAAUCGAAAAACAAGCUUUCUCAAAUAAGUGAAUUAUCAGGAGCCAAUGUAACACUUGUAGAGGAUAGACCUGAAGUGACAGAAAAGAUCAUUCAAAUAUCAGGUACUCCGGAGCAAGCAGAGAGAGCUCAGAGCUUGCUUCAGGGCUUUAUUUUGAGUACACAAGAAGAUGGACCUUAAGCUAGUAUGUAAAGCAGUUGAACUGGAAGUUGAGCCGACCAGAAAUGGAAGAGCCUCGUAUUUUUACGGAAUCUAAUUUCCUAAACUUAUUACCCUGGAGAGAAAAUUACGUGUCUCACUUUUGGUAUGUAAUGUUUUGCACGUCUUUACUUUGUCUGUUGUUCUGAAUAUGAAUUUUCAGUAGUAGUCCCAUGUAAAUAGAACUUGGGAGCUCUGCCUGUAAUGCUUCAGUUUUCCUGUAUCAAUAUGAGAUUGCAGUUUUGUUCUUUA
Molecule: messenger RNA, 2564 nt
Organism: Manihot esculenta (cassava)
Lineage: Eukaryota; Viridiplantae; Streptophyta; Magnoliopsida; Malpighiales; Euphorbiaceae
Product: RNA-binding KH domain-containing protein RCF3
Exons: 8
Coding region: 345-2294 (649 amino acids)
Biological process (GO): regulation of gene expression
Cellular component (GO): cytoplasm; nucleus
Molecular function (GO): mRNA binding
Source: RefSeq, a predicted model, not a curated record